AUGCCAGAAGAUACCACUAUUAUUAGAUCCGCCCGAACGAACGCGAGGCAGCAUAAGCGAGAGAUUAUUAACACUUUAAGUAAGAACUCUACUUUUCUUAUGCUCCGGCGUAUAAAGCGGCUUCGCCCUUAUUUUACGCCAUUUUAUGAUAAGUAUAAGCGAUCGGACCUUACGUUAGAUAACGAUAAAUAG
Molecule: messenger RNA, 192 nt
Organism: Penicillium robsamsonii
Lineage: Eukaryota; Fungi; Ascomycota; Eurotiomycetes; Eurotiales; Aspergillaceae
Exons: 3
Coding region: 1-192 (63 amino acids)
Source: RefSeq, a predicted model, not a curated record